AUGCAAGAACGAUCGGUCCCCAUUUUUUUUACGCCCCGGAUUCACGAUCUGUGUUGCACACCUCAGACAGACCUAGGAUUCAAGGUGCAUCCAUACUCCCUGGCCAUUGUCGAGUUUGCCACGACUUCACAAGCCGAGGACAAGCCACAGAGAUUCUGUAAAAGAUGUGCACCCUCGAGCCGUGACUGGCGGGCGGCCCAGCUGCACUGCCCCAUCGAGACUGACGUCGGUAAUUACUUGGGCAAGCCAUCCGAGAACCUGUGA
Molecule: messenger RNA, 264 nt
Organism: Pyricularia oryzae 70-15
Lineage: Eukaryota; Fungi; Ascomycota; Sordariomycetes; Magnaporthales; Pyriculariaceae
Exons: 2
Coding region: 1-264 (87 amino acids)
Source: RefSeq, a predicted model, not a curated record